This is a messenger RNA of Rotaria socialis, 984 nucleotides long. Lineage: Eukaryota; Metazoa; Rotifera; Eurotatoria; Philodinida; Philodinidae. The record is from the annotation of a GenBank genome assembly.
AUGAACAGACGAACACUUCAUCGAUCUCAAUCUGCAAAAUGUCGAGCGUCUCCUUCAACAUCUUCAAUUAUCAAUGAUAACUGUUUAAACCUAAAAAUCUCAUCAUCUCUACCUGAAGCAUUUGUUUCAUCAUUACGUCAAUUAUUUUCUAUACUGGAUAAAACGAAUUGUGGUUACGUACCGUUUGACGUGUUUAAACGUUAUUUUGAUUGUUCCUCAUCAUAUUUUAAUUUCUUAAAUGAACUCGAAUUCGAAUCGACUUCUAGCAAUCAUUUAAUUACAUUUAAUUUACUUAUAAAUGCUAUUGAACGAUCAUUAUUAUCAACAAAAAAUACUUCAUCAAAUUUAAUUCCAAAAACUAAGCGUUCAUUAAAUCGUUCACCAAGUGUAUUGGUUAUUUCACCGGCAGAAGAAAAAGCUGAACGACAAAUUCCAACUAGUAAUCGGAAUUCCAAUGGAUUAGAAGUGAAUAAUUUCCGUGCAUUGAAUCCUAUCUACUUUACAAAUAGAGUAAAACGAAAUAAUGACAUUGAUUUUUCUAUGAUACGAUCUUUAAAACAAUUUGAAAUCGAGCGUGACCUUCUCAUUGAGACAUGUAAUACACUUGAUCGUGUUAAACUUUAUUUAACUGAUUGUCUUUAUGACAUGAAACGGAAGCAAAAAUCAUAUUGUCGUUAUUUGACAACAGCUGAAACGAUAGGUGUUGAACCAGAGCCAUUGUAUAAUCGUGAUUUAGUUGCUGAUUUGUUUAAAUUAGCUAAUAUAGUUGUUCAAGAAGUCGAUUAUAAUUUAAAAAAAUUAUCAGAUCGUUCAUUUAAUUCGAUUGCAACCUCAAUUUAUGGAAGUAAUAGUCGAUAUGAAAAAAAAUUAAAAGCAAAAGAUGAUUAUAUUAAACAAUUAGAAACUGAAAAACGUAUUUUACUUAACGAAUUAAUUCAAAUGAAACGUCAACGAGGAACAAUUAUACCAAUAAAAAUCUCUUGA